Molecule: messenger RNA, 1305 nt
Organism: Scomber japonicus (chub mackerel)
Lineage: Eukaryota; Metazoa; Chordata; Actinopteri; Scombriformes; Scombridae
Exons: 6
Coding region: 40-930 (296 amino acids)
Source: RefSeq, a predicted model, not a curated record
UUCUCCCCAGGUUCACCAGAGGAAACACCACUUCACAAAAUGCUUUUCCUCCCAGCUGCUGCUCUGUGCUGUCUGUGUUCAGCGCUGGUUGCCAUGGCAGCACAGCUGAUUCAGGAUGAUUUAACAUUGACCAGGAGAGCUGGUGAAAAUGUGUCCUUCAGCUGUCGAGGAACUGAGCAGUGUAUCAGUGGUUCAUUUGUAGUCUGGUACCAGAAGAAAGACACAGAAACAUUCACAAGGAUUCUGUACAUCACGAGUAGUGGUAGAGUAGAUAAAAAUUAUUUCAAACAUCCUCAGAAAGAUGAUUUCUCAGCUGCAAAGAAUCAGACCAUCUAUGAGUUGCAGAUCCAGACAGUUCAACUCUCACAUUCAGCCACCUACUACUGCUCCUGCUACUUCAUCUUUGGCUCUGGUACUAAACUGUUUGUAGAUGAGCAGGUAGUGAAGCCCGUGGUGAGCGUGUACCCAGCAGCAUCCAGAGCCCACCUGGAGGGGAAGAGCUCCCUGCUGUGUCUGGCCUCAGCCAUGUUUCCUCCUCUGGUCAAGUUCUCCUGGAAAAGACAGAAGAAGAACGGCCCACUGGAGGAGCUGACCUAUGCUGAGAGAGAGCAGCUGGAGCUCAGAGAGCCAGGACGCAGCGCCUCCAUCCUGCUGCUCCAUCAGCAAGAGGACAGCACAUAUAAAUACCGCUGCGACGUCAAGCACGAGUGGGGCACAGUGAAGGCCCAAACAGAACAAGAGGUUCCAGCUCCAGCAGCCUCCUGUCCUCCAGAGAGAGAGCCAGCAGACCUGCCAGCUCUGCAGCAAGCUGACUUGCUCUUCCAGUCUCAGUGCAGGGUGCUGCUGCUCUGUGUGCUGUACACAGUGCUGAUAGUGAAGAGUCUGGUGUACUGCUGUGGACUCUCUCUGCUGAUGAUCCUCAGAAACUAGGGACCGUCCACCAACUGCACACAUGCUGACUGACUGUUUCCUGCUCGCCUUUUCUCACCAUCACAUCUCAUCAAUUCAUCUCAUUCAUCACUUUGAUCAGUCUUCACAAAUGUCACUUAUGAUGUGUUGUGCUUGUUUUUACGUUUUCUCUCUUCGUGCACAAGUUAGAUACAGUUAUGCUAAAUAUAUAAAUACAUAUAUACACAUUUAUAUUUACCUUAACAGUUACUUCUUCAGCUCAGAUUGUUUGAUUCUUGCUUUAAACUUUGACAUGUGUACAGAAAAUAAAAGCAAAUACAGAAAAUAUAACUUAGUUUUUAGUUCUUUACAAACCUUUAUUAUGUUUAUUGUUUAGUGUUUAAUGUAUUCUGCAAC